CUUGCGAACGAUUAUGUAACAAGAUGCGAACUCCUGUUCACGAUUUCCAGUGUGGAAUCAAUUUACGACGGUGGCGUCGGUCAACUUGUGCAAGUUUAGACCGGGUGGCCUGUGGGCGUGUGCGCCGUCGACGUAUGAGCUGCUGUACAAGCUUCACGAUGCAGCCGAUGAAGGCUUGCUAGAUGUCUGGUCG
Dissoconium aciculare CBS 342.82 is the source of this 193-nucleotide messenger RNA. RefSeq lists its product as uncharacterized. The transcript has a single exon. The record is from RefSeq and is a predicted model, not a curated record. Lineage: Eukaryota; Fungi; Ascomycota; Dothideomycetes; Mycosphaerellales; Dissoconiaceae. The coding region runs from base 24 to 182 and encodes 52 amino acids.